AAGACCUGGUCGAUCCGCCCCCACUUGUGGUGCCCCAGAGGCUGGCAUUGAGGGUCAUGUCCGGGGAGGCCGAGGGCCUGACCGAGGCGGCCGCAUCUAUCGGAGAACCUGAGGAGCCAGCAGAGGGGGCCAUGGCAGCUCAGGAUUUGACCGAGCUGGCAGAGCAAGAUAUAGUGCAGCCGGCAGAGGAAGUCACAGAGGAAGCUGAGGUUCCUAAGGAGUGUAUAAUGUACUACAGUGAGGAAGUAACUCAAGAUAAGUAUGACAACUGGAAUGAUGACGUUGAAGAUGCUGACGGUGAAGGAGAGAAGGAAGAAGAGAAGAAAGCAGAGGAAGAAAACAAGGAAAAUGGAAAAGAAGAACCUUAAAGGACCAGGAUCCAGCAGAAGGCAGGACCAAAACAUGCAGGUAUUUGUAUAACCUUGA
Messenger RNA from Tupaia belangeri chinensis (Chinese tree shrew), 426 nucleotides. Its product is annotated as cancer/testis antigen 47A-like. Bases 57 to 368 code for a protein of 103 amino acids. The record is from RefSeq and is a predicted model, not a curated record. Lineage: Eukaryota; Metazoa; Chordata; Mammalia; Scandentia; Tupaiidae. The transcript is spliced from 2 exons.